AUGGGGUUUGAAAUAUUACCUUUUGAAGUUCAGGCCUCUAUAUUCAAAGAACUUCUUCCAUCAGACCUGGUGAAGAUCUGGCAUGAUGUACCAGAAAUGAAGCAAUUCAUUACCUCUGGGAUGCUUAAAAUUGUUACGACUUCUGUCAAUGAAAUGAAGCUGAAAUAUGAUUUCCCAGAUGAGUUUUAUUUUCAAUAUGAAUGUGAAUCUGAUUCCGAUGAACAAAGAAAUCAGGCUGAUCUAGAAUUCCAACAAACCUUUAAAGGUUUCAAUGGUUCCAUUUUAGUUGAGAAUCUUAAUAAAAGAAAUUACAGGGCUCAUGGACUCAAUGUGGAACUAUUUAAACCAUAUAUUCAUGAAAUAACCUGGUACUGUGAAGAUAAAUAUCAUGGUAAAGUCGCCACAUUCGAAGAUAUAAUUGAAAACUCUGGAGGUAAUCUCAAGCAGUUAACAGUCGAAAAUACAGGAGGUGAUAAUUUCGUGCUUGAUGUGCUCCCUAGUUCUACUUCAUCACGGAAGGUUCUCCAAUAUAGUGGAGUUAAAAGGGCAGAGAUUAAUGAUUUCAAGGGACAUACACUUUCAGAAAUAUCCACACUUAUUCCAGAUUUAGAGAAAUUAAGCAUAGAAUCCAAAUAUUGGUACACAGACACCAUUUCAAAUUAUAAAAUAAAACAAGGUCAUUCUCCUUUCCCAGAAAUAGAUGAACAUUCAGUGACCUCAUUUAAUCGUUUAAAAGAACUUAAAAUCGAUGGUUACCAUAAUGAUAGUUAUAAAAUUUCAAACCUAUAUUUACCAAACCUACAACAAUUUACACUCAGAGAUUGCUUCAUUCAUUCUAUCAAAAAUUUAAAAGCUCCAAACUUGAAACGUUUUGGUAUUCAUCGAUCGGCAUUAUUUGAGAUUUCAGAUCUUGAGCUACAUUCAUUAAAUGCACUCUCUAUUAAUUUAAGAUCCAAACAAGAGCCUACUACGGGGAACCCUUAUGCGUACCAGUUUAUUUUACAAGAUAUAAAGUCAAAUAGCUUAAAAGAAUUUUCCUUAAACAGUUCAACUACUAUUUCAAAGAUAUCAGGUUUAUAUACCCCGGCCUUAAAGAGUGCAACUAUUGUUUGUUUCACAGGACUUUCUUCUUCCCCAGGUGCGUAUUUAGAUUGUGAAGAAAAUUCUGGACUAUUCAAUGACUGUGAUAAUAUUGAAUAUUUACGUCUUUCAGGCUGUACAGGUAUAUUGAAACAUCAUAAAGAGUAUCAAAGUGUUAAAACAUUAUACAUUUCUGGUGCAGGUUACUAUGAAAAUGAUGAACGCAUACGCUUUGAUGAUUUCAUAGUGAGGUCAACGUUCCCAAAUUUGGAAAAUUUAGAAAUGUAUAAUUUGGUGCUAGAUGAGCAUGAAAUAACAAAGCAGAUUCUCACACAACCAUCCCAAUUGAAUAAAUUGGAACUUAUGAAUUGUACCGGGUUCAAAAUUGAUCAACUUUCACAUCAUGAAAACUUGAAGUCAUUAUUGAUUGAAAACCGUUCAUUUGAGCCUUUCCAGAAUAUCAAUAUGCCGAGUUUGACAGAAUUAGAGAUUGGUUUUACUGAAAGUGACUUUGUAAUGGAGGAUUGCACUUUUAAAAAUAUCCAAAGUUUGUCUAUCAGUUUAGGUUACAACUAUUCAGAGCCUGGGACAACAACAUUUAUGAACAAUAUUUUACCAAAACUUGAAACCCUAACAUUAGGGGAUCAUAAAGUUAUGAAUCACAUAACCACUAAACCAUAUCCUGCUCUUAGAAAUCUUACUAUUGAUCAUGCUUACUCAUUAGAAAUUACGCCAAGUGAAACGUUGACUAACUUGAAUCUCUCAAGGAAUUCUAUGGUAAUGGAUCUGGAUAUUGGUGAGUAUGAAGAUUUGCCAAAUCUGGACUACUAUGUGGAGCCACGAGGAUAUUCAUUCUUUAGAUAA
Hansenula ciferrii is the source of this 1944-nucleotide messenger RNA. Its product is annotated as Toll-like receptor 13. The record is from RefSeq and is a predicted model, not a curated record. The coding region runs from base 1 to 1944 and encodes 647 amino acids. The transcript has a single exon. Lineage: Eukaryota; Fungi; Ascomycota; Saccharomycetes; Phaffomycetales; Wickerhamomycetaceae.